AUUUUAUUCCCAGCAGUGCAACGGGGUAAAAAUUCAGCCCAUCAUGGCCCGCAACGUCGUGAACGCGGCCAAGUCGGCAUCGAAUGUCGUUUCUAUCAAACAUAAAUACUCUGUUCAAUCUACCGGUUUAUGGGAGCGCCUCCGCCGCAUACUUGCUAUCGAUCCCGAACGGUCAACCGGUGUGCCAUUGAACUCUCAGUUCCGUCUGCCCACCCCAGGAGCUCUUCCCCCGCUGUCUUACGAUGACCCCGUCACGGUCCCAGCCGGCGACAUCGCUGAUAACCCAUACUGGAAGCGUGAUGUUCGCAGAAACUACCCGAGAGUCAGCACGGUGAACCAAGCGGAUGCUGUUGGCCUUCUUACUGUGGGAAGCCAGGCAGCGCCUAAGGAAGAAGUCCUGCAGAUUGGCGAGGCGGGCGAGAAACAGCUGAUUUCACUCAAGCAACAUGGUGAGGAGCGGGGUUUGGCGGGUUUAUUCCAGAAGGACAAGAAUGGCAUUAGAGGCGUCCUAGGUCCCAAUGGUUUGCCACCAACACCUUGUAACCUGAACUCUUCUUCAAAGUAUCAGAUCGACGAUGAUCACGGAUAUCCAAAUGUGUAUCCUUGCCGCACCUUUGCCUAAAGCUCUAGAAACUUUGUUUAUUAGAUACAAA
This is a messenger RNA of Aspergillus nidulans FGSC A4, 653 nucleotides long. Its product is annotated as putative NADH-ubiquinone oxidoreductase 21 kDa subunit. The coding region runs from base 44 to 622 and encodes 192 amino acids. NCBI's taxonomy places the organism in Eukaryota, Fungi, Ascomycota, Eurotiomycetes, Eurotiales, Aspergillaceae. The transcript is spliced from 4 exons. Gene Ontology annotation, cellular component: mitochondrion. The record is from RefSeq and is a predicted model, not a curated record.